Cucurbita moschata (crookneck pumpkin) is the source of this 1666-nucleotide messenger RNA. RefSeq lists its product as uncharacterized. NCBI's taxonomy places the organism in Eukaryota, Viridiplantae, Streptophyta, Magnoliopsida, Cucurbitales, Cucurbitaceae. The record is from RefSeq and is a predicted model, not a curated record. The transcript has 15 exons. Bases 342 to 1517 code for a protein of 391 amino acids.
UUCAGCCCUCCAAACUCCAUUGCUACUCAUCUUGUUGCACCUUCUCAACUGGGUCUCUGUUCUUCCUUUUUGCAUCCAUCAGGGACCCUCAUGACAGUCCCUUUUGUCAAAUCAAACCUCUCUUUAUCUCUGAUUAAAGUGAAUAGACAUUGAUUUUCUUCAAUUUUUUUAUGGAAUUGUUGCUCUGUUUCUGUUCAACAUCUUUCCCCUUUCUUAAACUUCCUCAUAUUCCUUCCUCUCCCUCUCAACAUUCAUGAAAUUCACCUUCCCAAACCCAAACAGAUUUAGAACUUAAAACAAUAUUAGAAUCUUGACCGCAUGCCCCACGAUUUUCGAGCAAAAUGAUGAGGGCCCUAGCUUCUUUUCAGAAUAUUAUACUACCAGAGUCGAAGAAUAGAUUGCGCCUCUGUACUUUCUUCGUUGCCGUUAUCCUUGGUGCAGGAGUCUAUUUCAUUGCAAGUGAAUUCAUUACAAAGGAAAUCUUUAGAUGGGAGGUAUUUUAUUCCGCUCGAAAUGUAAUAUCCAGCAGGUGCAAGAAUCAAUGCAGGCCGCCCGGGAGUGAGUUUUUGCCGGAAGGAAUCGUUAGUAAAACAUCUAACUUUGAAUUUCAGCCUCUAUGGGGGUCGACUUUAAACAAUAAAACGCCGAAGGUUUCGAAGAACUUGUUAUCUAUGGCUGUUGGAAUCAAUCAAAGACACAUAGUGUCAAAGAUUGUUGAAAAGUUCCCUCGAGAUGAUUUUGAUGUGCUGCUUUUUCAUUAUGAUGGUGUUGUGGAUGAAUGGAAGGAUUUUUCAUGGAGUUCUCGUGCAGUACACGUCUCGUCUCUGAAUCAAACUAAAUGGUGGUUUGCAAAGCGAUUCUUGCAUCCAGAUAUAGUUGCGGAGUAUAAUUACAUAUUUCUUUGGGACGAGGACCUCGGUGUUGAAAAUUUUGACCCAAAACGAUACAUAUCAAUCCUUAAGGAGGAGGGGCUUGAGAUAUCACAACCAGCUCUUGAUCCGGUUAAGUCCAAGGUGCACCAGGCUCUUACUGCACGUAAAACUGGCUCGAAAGUUCACAGGUUUUACAACUCCAAAGGCUCUGCACGGUGUGAUGCUAAUAGCACGGGUCCUCCAUGCACGGGAUGGGUAGAAAUGAUGGCUCCUGUGUUCUCAAGAGCAGCAUGGAGAUGCACGUGGUAUAUGAUUCAGAAUGAUUUGAUCCAUGCAUGGGGCUUGGACAGACAACUUGGCUAUUGUGCACAAGGUGACAGAACACAGAAAGUCGGUGUCGUCGAUGCCGAAUACAUAGUUCAUUUAGGUCUGCCUACGCUCGGUGCUUCCAAUGGCAAUGUGCUGAAUGCCGAUGCUCCAGCUCGUUCGCAGAAAAAAGAAUUGUCAAACUUCAACGAAUUGGAACACAAAGUUGAUAAUAGAGUUAAAGUGAGGAUUCAAUCUUCGUUAGAAAUGCAGAUUUUUAAAGAACGAUGGACGAACGCUGCAAAGGAGGAUAGAUGUUGGAUUGACCCGUAUCGAUAAUUACCGACGUUCACGAAUGCGAUUACAAUUGUUUUAUAUUCAUUUUUAUGAAAUAAAACUGGGAAGUGAAGGUGUUUUAGUCUUCAUUAACAGAGCGCAGCUUACUGUAAAAAGUUCAUGUCCAUAUGUCUUACAAAGUUUGGUAAAAA